CAACGAACUAAACCAGUCGAAUAAGCCCUUUGCUUUUUGUAAGAAAAAAAAAGAAGAGAAGCUAAUGAUCGAAGUUUGAAAAAGAAAUUGUCUCAAAAUUCACCAAAUCAUGAAUUUUACAGGAAAGAUGCAUGAAGAUGAUGGUAAAAUUAGGCCAUACAGGGUAAUUGUAGAUCCAAGAGAUCCUAUGAAGUACAGUGAACCAUCACCGAGGCCCUGCAGAAAACACAUAGGAGAAGAAGAUAAGAAAGAACAGCACAGAAUGAAUGAAAGAUUCAGACACCAUAAUUUAAACCUUGCCAUACAAGAAAUGGUUAAGAUUAUACCGUACCCACAAGGCGGUCCACCAAAGAAUGAAACCAAGUACAAUAUUCUCCAUCGAGCAAGUGCCUAUAUGAAUUUCCUGAAAAGCAAGAUCUCUGAAUUAAGCAAUGAAUUGGAUAUGCAGUGUGACUUUGUUGAAGGAUAUGCAGUGUUUGACAAACCAUUCCAUUCUGUUAAAGGUGGAAAGAAGUACUCAAUUCCAGCUUUUUCACCCUUGAGUAAUGAAGAUGUGGAAGGAUUGUUAGGCCGUGAACUGCCACCAACUAUCCCCAUCUACAAACCCAAAUCUAGAACUUGUAGAAUGGCACCCUCUACACCUUAUGUGUAUGGGCAUAAGGCUGCUGUAGCAACGCCGACAGGCUUUACCUACACACCAGUCAUGCCUUCGAAUAUCUCCACAAGUUUACAUCCUCUUGAUAAUCAACCCAUACCAGUGAUGGUUAGUAAUGCAAUGAUGUCAAAUACAUCCACACCAUUUGUUGUCAGUGUAUUCCCAAAUCCAUACAUAGCAAGUUCCAUUGGUGGAAGGCAGAUAGCACAUCCUAAAGCUCAGUUGCAGACUGUGAACAAGCAAGUCUUAAGUGGUGGAGCUUCAAAUAUCAAAGUCUUGGCACAAUGCGAUGCUACACAGAAUGAUGUUCCUGUUUCCGAUUUCAGUUCUGCAAGUCCAACAUCAAGUGUAUACUCUCUGACAACCACCACUUCCUCACCAUCUGACAUCCUGUGUGGAAAUACUCAAACUUCAGAGGAUUCUCUAGUGACCAUUUCUCAAGAGGAUAGGUUGUCACUGAUGUCAGAUGACAUACUGAUGCCAGGCUACAACCUGCCUGAGAACAGAAUUCUGUCAGAAGAUUCCUCCACUUUUGAUAGUAGUGACAUCUUAACCAAGGCUGAUAUUUUAACAGCUGUGGCAGCAAUGGAAACUACCACAAAUGAGUUAAAAGAGACAUCCUUUUCACCAUACGAUGAUGUAGAAGAUUUCUCUCCAAUCUCAGAUGUGCAAAGAAUUACCAAUGAAGAUGACUCUAAAUCUUUAGAAGCAGUCAGUCCAGAUGACAUCAUUGGAAUGUCCAUCAAUCCGUCAAAUACAUUUGAUCAAAGUGCAGAGAGUGAUGAAGAAUUCUUUCCUUUUAUGGAAGACAUCAAUGAGACAGAGCCAGAUCUCUGGUCGUUGCAGUUUCAAGACACUGCUCAGUCAACUCCUCCAUAUGGAGUGAACGUGAUGAUUCCAACCAACAUUCAGCAAGUUCUCAACAUUAUUAAUGGCCCACAGGAUGUGACAUUUUCUUCAGCAAGACUAGAUCAUGACAGAGCCGGCAAAUCCUCUUUUACAAGUUCCCCUUACAAAUCACCAAUGAAGCGGUCAUGGAUUAAUGGAUAUCAACUCUUCACAAAAAUAAACCACCAUAAAUUUCGAAGUUCUUGGCCAAAGAUUCAAGGAAGAGAAAUUACAAGGUUGUUGGGACAGGCAUGGAAAGAUUUUCCCAAGGAGUACAAAACAUUGUACAGCCAACAUGCCUGUGAGCUGAAUGAGUACAAUAGAAUCUUAAGAAAAAGAUCCAACAACAAAGAACAGGAGAACUAGUUAUUACCUCUAUUUGUAUAAUACUGCAGUUAAAUAAUUUGUUAUGCAAGGACCAAGGGUAUGCCAAUAGCCAACUCUUUAAUCACUUUUGUAUGUGGCAAACAUACAGUACACACAAGAUGCUCUGCUUACACUAGGAUUAAGCCUCAAUAUUACACUAGCAAGUGGAGUUGUUUUGGUUGUGAGAAAAAAUUCAAGGAAUUGACUAAAGGGAUUGGAAGGCAAGAAUUUUAAGCUGCCACUGUUAAGCUGGUUUCCUUAAAAUCUCUACACUGUCGCUAAAGUGUUUUCAGGGCAAUCGUUGUACCGGGUAGUAUUCGGGAUGCAAUCGGGAAGGCUCCCUGAAUUGUCCGACCAAUCAGCAUCACAGAAAGCUGUCAGCCAUAGCGUGUAGCGAUUGUAUGGAAACCAACCUUUAUUAUCAAUCACAUGCUAAGUUUUAGUAUGUGUGGUACAGUACCUUAAUUAGAGCCUGACAUGUGAUUGGCUAUAACAAAUACAUCUAUCAAUUCUAUGGUAAAACUAAACAUGGAGAAGGUAUAUAUAAAACAUUAAAAAACACAGUGCAAAUAAAAUUAUGUUGCCAUACAAAAGUAAUACACCCAAUUCAACAAGUUUAAAUGAAAAUAAUAGGUUCACAAUUGACUAUUAUAAUACUUUCAAUUUAAAGAAAAAUGAUAAU
Molecule: messenger RNA, 2591 nt
Organism: Anneissia japonica
Lineage: Eukaryota; Metazoa; Echinodermata; Crinoidea; Comatulida; Comatulidae
Exons: 8
Coding region: 110-1909 (599 amino acids)
Molecular function (GO): protein dimerization activity
Source: RefSeq, a predicted model, not a curated record